AUGAACUGCUCCGUACAUCUGAGUGAUCACCCAUCCGCGGUGCCUCCGAAAAGCCCGCGGUUCUGGAGGAAUCAAUGGAGAAUUCAGAGGCUUGUCGAGUGCGAACAUUUCCAUUAUCCUCUUGUCGAACUCGGUCCCAUAAAGGUCUCCCUGGUCUCCGUAAUCAAGGAUGUUGAUAUCCACUACCUACUUCGGGUAGAAAGCAAUGGAGUCUCAUGGCAGAUUUCUCGAUCACAUGCGGAAAUGUCGGCUUUUGAUCAACAGCUACAUCGA
This is a messenger RNA of Ostertagia ostertagi, 273 nucleotides long. Lineage: Eukaryota; Metazoa; Nematoda; Chromadorea; Rhabditida; Trichostrongylidae. The record is from the annotation of a GenBank genome assembly.